UACAGUAAUAUUUAGAUUUGCAAAGCACAGAUAUUAAAUACUCUUAAAUGGAAUCAAUAAUUAUGUUAAUCUAUCUCAGAAAAAAGGGUACAACAGCUGUCACUGGGGUGGUGUUCUUUUAAAAGCUACUAAUAUGCACUCUUUAGGUACUAAUUGGUACCUUUAAGCUACUAUUAUGAAAAGUCACUGCCCUAACGACAGCUUUUGAACCAUUUCUUCUGAGAAUGUAACACCAGCUGUUUCAAUUAUAGGAUACAAAUUUAUGGUAAAAACAGUGUCUUGAAAAUCUUUGAAGUGCAUUGUAUCAUGAUCACUAGAUGUCAUGCUUGUGGUGCUCUCAUACAAAUGCAGUUAUUUUAUUUGCAUAUAUGUAAAACAGAAUUCUUUGUUAUGAAUGGACUGUUAUGAAGCAGUUAAGUUUAAUCAGUAUAUACACAGAACAGCACAGUUUUAUAUAUAUAUCAGUGACAACUUAGGGACUCAUGUGCAACUCUUACAAAAGCUGCAGAGGUUCAAACAUUCACUGAUGCUCCAGAAGGAAGCAAGAUACAAUAAGGGUGAAAACUUUUGAACAGAAUGAAGAUGUGUACAUUUUUCUUAUUUUGUUCAAAUAUAUAUAUCUAAUAUAUUUUUUUAUUUAAUACUGCCCUUCAGGAGCAACAGAAGGUUUCCCAGAAGACAAAAUCAGUACAAUUUUCCCUGAACAUCAAAUUCAAAAUACCUAAUGUACAUUUCAUUGAUUUGUUGGAUGGACUUCCUGCCAGAACUGCACUGUAUUGCAUGGUCUAUAUUUUCUAUUCCUAAUUGCAGGUUACUUAACACAAACAGUAUUUAGUACUAAUACAUACUUUGCAUGAACUGUGUCCCACAGCUCUGCCGGUUCACAGCACCUGUGCCUCAUCUGGCAGUGUAUACAGGCAUUUGUGAAGCACAAUCCACUGCCUCCCCUGGGUUCAUGACAUUGCCCAACAGUGCUGCCUGUCCGUCUCCCAUCAGCGUCGCCAUCGACAGCACUCCAGCCUCAGAGAGGAGGUUUGAUGGCAACGGAGGGCCUUCCUCCUCCCAUUUCCCAUCAAUUGCAGAGGCAUCAGUAUCAGAGGAAGAGAACCAGCCACCUGCCCCAAAGUCUCGUAUGGCUCUGUCACUGAGCAGACUCCUCCGCAGAGGAUGCAAUGCCCCGUCUGUCUUUGCCAGCCUAUCCCCAAAAUGUGCUGUGGCUUCAGGAGGAGGCAAGGUACAGCCCCUUGGAGUGGAGCCGCUUGCACAACCCCAGCCCAGAAGAAUUGCAAACUUUUUUCAAAUCAAAGUUGACAUCCCACCUGAAUGCCGCAUCUACCCCAUUGAUUCAGAAGAUGAGGAGGAUGACAGUCCUGAUACAGCAAGAGGAGGUGUGAAAGAAAUCAUUUGUCCGUGGGAAACUGUCACCAAACAAGAAGGAACUGGAUAGAAGAGUCAUAGAUGAGUCAGUAGAGAGGAAGGAAAUACACUGAACCAAUACUUGUGUCAUAAAUAUUCUGUCUUACAACCCCGAGAAUGCUGUGGUAGUAAUGUAUGAAGUAACCUCAUCUCUAAUUGACCUGUCUGUUAUUUUUGAUAGCUAUUAGGUAGUGCCUACAUGUUAUUGCAGCCAAUGAUCUGGUUAUAAUAUGUUUAAAUGUUGGUUUUAUAUACAUAAAUUAGUAUUCUGAUGUCACUGUUCUUUUAUGACUGAAGGGGCCUUAUUUUAAGAGAUUUUUUUUGUUGUUUAUCAUCAUUUUGUUUAGUGGUUUGGACAAAAUAUUUUGUACUUGGCUUGUUCACUGUUUUAUAUAGCUGCAAAACAUGCAUAAAUGUGAAUUGCUUAAAGAAAUGUUAUUUUCAUAGAAGUAAAUCUAGUACGGCAGUAAAACGGAAAGUGGAAACACAUUUGCUGUCUGAAUGUAUAAAAUGUUUACAGUUCACUUCAGAAUGUGAAUUUGCUCAUGACUCAUGUUUAAAUUGUGUAAGUGCCUCAAUAAAUCAUUCAAAGAUAGUUAUUCUGAUGUGCAGUUGGUACAUGUGCUGUAUAUAUUCAGCAUCCAGUGUUAUCAUUUGUAUUAUUUUAUUCAUGUUUUGUUUCUUUUCUUAUAAAAUAUCCCUGCAGAGGAAACUGU
This is a messenger RNA of Cyprinus carpio (common carp), 2132 nucleotides long. RefSeq names its product regulator of G-protein signaling 9-like. NCBI's taxonomy places the organism in Eukaryota, Metazoa, Chordata, Actinopteri, Cypriniformes, Cyprinidae. The coding region runs from base 854 to 1447 and encodes 197 amino acids. The transcript has 2 exons. The record is from RefSeq and is a predicted model, not a curated record.